AUGAUUAGUAGUCGCCCCAGUGGUGAAGCACUCGUGGCUCGCCGUGCUGCGUCCGACAGCGCAUCGUUGACCAAAAGGCUCAUGGGAUGGCCUAUCAUGCAGCUCAUGACAUGGAGACUUUUUGCGCAAUUCGGCACAGAGAAGGAAGCAAAAGAGCGACCCGACGCGAGCGCCAACAACACCACCGUGCCCAUGCUGCUCAAGUUUCGCAACGACACGGCACCGCCGCACGGAGCAGUCGGCAACGGCGCGGAGCUGCGCAUCCUGCCGCUCGGGGACUCCAUCACCGUCGGCUGGCUCAGCGACACGGAUGGCGGCGACGGCGACGGCUACCGGCGGCAGCUGCAGCAGAACCUCUCGCGCAACAACAAGGUCGCGUACGCCGGCACCGUCCGCUCCGGCAGCCUAAAGGACGGGUACUACGCGGCCUGGUCCGGCCAGACGAUCCAGUUCAUCGCCGAGCACGCGGGCGCGGCGCUCGCGCAGCGACCCAACGUCGUGCUGCUCAUGGCCGGCACCAACGACAUGAACCCGGACCCACGCGUCUCGCGGCAGGGCCACGAUCCCGCGCAGGCGGCCGCGCGGCUCGGCACGCUCAUCGACAUGAUUGUCGGGGCCUGCCCGGACGCGGUGCUGCUGGUCGCCGUGAUCCCGGGGACGUGCAACGCGGACCAGGCGCCGCAGACGGAGGUCCUCCAGGGGCUGAUCCCGGGCGUUGCGGCGCGGCGCCGCGAGGCCGGCGGCAAGCAGGUCUUGGCGGUGGACUUUGGCGGCGACUCGUUUGGCGUGGAUCUGCUCCGGGACUGCAUCCAUCCGACCAACGCGGGCUACCGGAUCAUGGGCGACUACUGGUCUGAUUUCAUACAGCAGGUGCCGGCCGGCUGGAUACGAGAGCCGGUGGGCGCGGAUCCGGUGCGCUCAGAAGGGAGUGGUGCACGGAGAGCGGCGUUGGGCAUGUUGGCGUGGGCGUUAUUGUUUCUCUGCAUUUGA
Molecule: messenger RNA, 990 nt
Organism: Akanthomyces muscarius
Lineage: Eukaryota; Fungi; Ascomycota; Sordariomycetes; Hypocreales; Cordycipitaceae
Exons: 2
Coding region: 1-990 (329 amino acids)
Molecular function (GO): phosphatidylcholine lysophospholipase A1 activity
Source: RefSeq, a predicted model, not a curated record